This is a messenger RNA of Anneissia japonica, 1652 nucleotides long. RefSeq lists its product as uncharacterized. The record is from RefSeq and is a predicted model, not a curated record. Lineage: Eukaryota; Metazoa; Echinodermata; Crinoidea; Comatulida; Comatulidae. The transcript is spliced from 5 exons. The coding region runs from base 28 to 1371 and encodes 447 amino acids.
CUUGUCAACGAGCAUAUCAGUGGAAAGAUGGCGGAGCCAGUAUCAAUAAACUCAUUGAAAUUAGAUAGGAGAAACAAAGAGGCAGUAUUGACCAGAAGUCUGAACUCAUUGGAUCAACUUUUGACAUCAGAAGAUACAGACACAGCUGAUAAAACGAUAGAAGAGAUACUCAACGAAGCGAAGGGUCAGUGGAAAGAGUUACAGGUCGCGCAUGAAAAACUUGUUACACUGAUAGUAGACGAGGAAGCAUUUCAGACAGAAGAGAACUGGAUGAGUGAAGCCCAAAACAAAUUUGUGGCAACUAGAGUAAACACGGAAAAAUACCUUAAGAAGUAUUGUUACAGGACUUUGGAUAAAGAAGCUGGAGAUCGUCAGUUGGAAGUAGCUAAGCUUGAUUUAGAUAGACAGCUACACAAAUGGAUUGAGAAAAGAACAAAUACAAUCCAGCGACUCAAUAGCAUUGCUGACGAAAUAUCUAAAGUAAGGCGCAACUGUGAUAUUGCAAAAACUACUGUAACGUGUGUUGCCCUUUUUGGAGAGAUAGCAACUUUAUUUUGUGAUCAUUAUGAAUAUAAACUUCCCGUUGAAAGCGAUACUAUUCGAAAAGGUCUGCGUGUAACUGAAACAGUUACUGACAACGUCGCUGAUUUCAUAGCCGAUUAUAGAUCAAGUAAAGGGGCGCAACAAGCUAAUAAAAUACUGCAAGAAGACGAUAAACAAACGUUGCUUGGACUUCGUGUGCAGCAGAGGAGGUACUGCUUGAGUCUGGAAAGAUACAUGGAAUUGGCAAAAAACAUAGAUGCCGUGGUGCAAUAUAGAGAAAAUGAUAACUUCACAGAGGUUUUCCUAGGUGUCGGGAACAUAUUGAAGACGAGAAUAGCAAAACUCAACAGUAAUAGAGUAAAACCCACCAUACAAGACUGUACUUCUUUUCUGAAAGCUCUGGACUUCAAUGGAUCUCCUGGAAAGAAAAAAUCACUUAAAGGGACAGAAACAUCUAAAGAGACAGAAACACAUAGCGAUACAAAACAAUGUAAAGUAACAGAGCUACCUGGAUCUCCUGGAAAGAAAAAAUCACUUAAAGGGACAGAAUCAUCUAAAGAGACAGAACCACAUAGCGAUACAAAACAAUGUAAAGUAACAGAGCUACCUGUUAGACCUCAAUAUCUGCCUAGAAUACUAGAUAUGGUUCAAGAUGUCGCAACCAUUUUUGCACGCGUAAAUGGGAUUCUAAACGGUUCGCCUGACGCAGCUGCAAAUGAGAUACGAAUAAUUGCUAGACAGCUAGAGUCAGAAAUCCCUUCAACGGAUGACCUAACAUAUGAAUCUUUGUUGACAGUGUCAUCAAGCAAGAAAGCCUUGGAAUUUUAAGACAUUUACUUAAUUUAAUUGAAAAUAUUUUCAUUGUAAAUUAUUAGUAUUAGUGUUCUUUGAAAUCAUCAUUUAAUAUCAAAAUACAACCGAAUUAAGAAAUGACCUGCCAUUGUAUAAAUGCAUCACAUACCAUACAGUACAAUUAAUGAACAGCUGCGCUUGUGGUCUGUCGUAGGGAGCGCCGACAUUGUUCAAAACAUUUGUUCAACACAUUGUUCAACACAUUGUUCAAAACAUUUUUUCCAUACAUAAUUAUUUUACUCCACAGAGAAUUAAAG